CACGCACUGACGUGGCAGGUAACGCGAUGACGUGUCCUGCAGUACGUCAGUCUUCAGCAGCUCUGCUCCGGUUCGUUUCCAGCAGCGUCCGGUACUUUUGGUCCGGUUCAGGUGUUCGGGAUCGGGUCUGGAGGUUCUCCUGAAGAGGACUGAACGCAGAACCAGCUGGUCCACAAUGAACAUUGGUUCUAAAAACAAGAAGCGAGUGGUUCUGCCGAGCCGUCCUGAACCCCCGACUGUGGACCAGAUCCUGGAGGACAUCAACAGAACCGCUCCCAACGACCCGGUGUUCAGCAUCCUGGAGCGGACCGGACAAGACUCGCCCCGGCCCUCAGACAGCGAUGUGGAUCUCAGGUUCCAGCAGUGCCGUCGGUAUCUGGAGCUGAACGAGCGGCUGCAGGAGGUCAGAGGUCAGUUGCUGCGGCAGAGGGAGGAGCUACGAGCUGCGGGAGAACAGCUGGAGAAAGACGUGGCGGAGGUCAAAGGUCAAACACUCUGACUCUGCUCCUCUCUGUUAGACUCUCUCCCUCUCGUCCUCAGAGCGCCGACCGGCUCCACCGAAUCCGCCCAAGUGCCCCUGAGCCAGACUCUGGUGGAGCUUCAGGAGCCCCAGUGAUGGCUGACCUCUGACCUCUGACCUCUGUUGGGUUAGUGUGAGCGAUAAGUGAACACAGCUGAUUACAGGCUGAUACAGCGUGACAUCAUCAACUGAUCAGUGACUUUAUCAAUAUACAGAAUAUAAAGGGCCAAUGAGCAGAGAGCUUUAUGUGACCCACGCAGUGAUUGCUGUCCACUAUCAGCUGGAGAGUCACUGAUUGAUCAGCUGCUGUUGCUCAUCAGAUCAGAUGAAAGUUUAAGACGUGUUCAGACUGAACAUGAACUCAGUUUGAAUCCUCAAAUCAAAUCCUAAAGAUUCCACAUUGUCCCAGUUUUCCCUUCUUUGUUUGAACAUGUGGUGCAGGCAGGAUGGCGCCAUCUGCUGGACAACACGGGCUACUGAAGUCCCCAUCAGAGAGAGCCCUGAAGGUUUUACCUCCAGUAAUUGUCCCUUCUGUUCACACUGGGCAGGAACAUGUUGAGAAAUGUUGAGCAGUGUUUCCUAGAGCCUGAGGCGUCCUCAAAUGUCUUAUUUAGUCCACAACCCAAAGAUAAUCAGGUUACUCUCACAGAGGAACAAAGGAACCAGAAAAUAUUCACAUUGGAGAAGCUGAAAUCAAAGAAUUUGGACAUUUUUCUUUAAAAACACUAACAACAUAAACACUAACCAGUGAAUCAGUUAUCAAAAUAGUUGGUGAUUCAUUGAUACUAUAGAGACCCUGUAUGUCUCUUUCAUUCUUUAACCAUCUUCAGAAUGUGGUUGUCUUUUCAACAUAGAUUAGCCUAGCAUAUAGCAUAUGUAAGUACAGGAAAGGAGGAAGUUGAUCAAGGCUUGCUCAACUGUGAUUGGGGCACAGAGCAAAAAGCGGCGGGGCUUAGGAACCUAUCAUCGAUAGAUUUUGAUAAUAUACAUAGCAUUCUUUGUGUCUCCUGUAAAACUGUCUUCAUGUUCAGUCUGAACAACCUUUCUUUGUGUCUUUGAAUGUUUCACAACCGAACCAAAUAAAAAGCUCUAUGUGGACGAUG
This is a messenger RNA of Morone saxatilis (striped sea-bass), 1623 nucleotides long. It is a transcript of the gene cunh19orf25, whose product is annotated as chromosome unknown C19orf25 homolog. The coding region runs from base 176 to 499 and encodes 107 amino acids. Lineage: Eukaryota; Metazoa; Chordata; Actinopteri; Moronidae. The record is from RefSeq and is a predicted model, not a curated record. The transcript is spliced from 3 exons.